Drosophila obscura is the source of this 940-nucleotide messenger RNA. Its product is annotated as thioredoxin domain-containing protein 9. NCBI's taxonomy places the organism in Eukaryota, Metazoa, Arthropoda, Insecta, Diptera, Drosophilidae. Bases 175 to 825 code for a protein of 216 amino acids. Gene Ontology annotation, biological process: microtubule cytoskeleton organization. The transcript is spliced from 3 exons. Gene Ontology annotation, cellular component: cytoplasm. The record is from RefSeq and is a predicted model, not a curated record.
UAUCGAUAGUGCCCUCGACGGUUUGACACCUCUAAACCCUACGCUAAACUUUAAAAUCCGUAAAAUUAAUGAAAUAGUCGAAACCAUCAACCGCAGCGCAGAGCAGAGACGAGACCGAGCCCAAGCAAAAUCAGUGAAAAAUCAACAUCUCAGAUUUGUUAGCCUACACCAGCCAUGGCACACCUAUUGGAAAAUCAAUUGUUCAAUGCGGCGAAGACGAUCGAGCAGCAGCUGGACCAGCAGCUCGACCGCUUGGAUAACCUGGACUCUGACGAUUUGAAGGUGUUGCGCGAACAACGCCUACGCGAAUUGAAAGAGCUGAACAACAAGAAGCAAGAGUGGCUCAGAAAUGGCCAUGGCACCUACACGGAGCUGGCUGACGAGAAAGAGUUCUUCGAGGUGUCGAAAAAGUCACCCAAUAUCGUCUGCCACUUCUACAGAGACAGCACCGAGCGUUGCCGCAUCGUGGACAUGCACCUGAAGACCCUGGCCGCUAAGCAUGUGGAGGCCAAGUUCUGCAAGGUGAACGCCGAGAAGAGCCCAUUCCUGACGCAGCGCCUGCGCAUCAAGGUGAUACCCACAAUCGCCCUGGUGAAGGACAGCAAGACGAAGGACUUCAUUGUGGGCUUUACCGACCUGGGCAACUGCGAUGAUUUCUCCACGGAGUUACUGGAGUGGCGCAUCGCCCACUCGGGCGUGAUCGACUACAAGGGCGAUCUGAUGCAGCCGCCAGAUGUGAAACGCAAGCCGUACAUGAGCCGGCCACAAAAGACAAUACGUGGCGGCUACGAUUCAGAUGACUCUGACAUCGAACUGGAUGACUAACUGCAGCCACCCAUUCCGUAACCUUAAGCCCAAAAGUCCCAGUCCCAGCCCCCCAUACACAAAACCCACAACACUCACAGUAACCUAGCAGCUGCUUGGCGCCUGAAACAAAUCG